Messenger RNA from Pogoniulus pusillus (Red-fronted tinkerbird), 2033 nucleotides. RefSeq names its product ADAMTS like 5 (gene ADAMTSL5). Gene Ontology annotation, biological process: proteolysis; extracellular matrix organization. Gene Ontology annotation, molecular function: metalloendopeptidase activity; protein binding. Gene Ontology annotation, cellular component: extracellular matrix. The coding region runs from base 81 to 1841 and encodes 586 amino acids. NCBI's taxonomy places the organism in Eukaryota, Metazoa, Chordata, Aves, Piciformes, Lybiidae. The transcript has 11 exons. The record is from RefSeq and is a predicted model, not a curated record.
UGCGCAGGCGAUGCCCAAACGUCCUGGGACACCGAACCGGGCCCGAGCCGCUGGGACCCCCCCGCGGCGACAGCAGCUGCAUGGCCUCGGGGCGGGGGCAGGGAGGCCUCGUUCCCUGCGGGGACCCCCUCGGUGCCCCCCACGGUGCCAGGCGCUGGUGGCCGUGGUGGCUUCUUCUCCUGGCCUGGCUCAGCCUAGGCUGUGGUGUUGGCAUGGCACAGGGCCCAGCCCUGGGGACAUCGAUGCUGGCCCCUGAGCCCCCAGUCCCUGCUCAGUCCCAGGGCACCUGGGGGCCGUGGGCACCGUGGAGCUCCUGCUCCAGCUCCUGCGGGGAUGGCGUUGCCCUGCGUGCCCGGAGGUGCCUGCGGUCUGCAGGGGAGGAGCAGUGCCCAGGUGACCCCCGGCAGUAUCGGCUCUGCCAGCUCCAGGACUGUCCCAGCGGCUCGGUGCCCUUCCGUGCCAUGCAGUGCUCCCUCUACGACAACAAGCCCGUGCUGGGCACAGCCGCUCGCUACCACUGGGUGCCCUUCCACGGAGCCCCCAACGUCUGCGAUCUCAACUGCUUGGCCGCGGGGCACAACUUCUACUACAGCUUCGGGCGGGUGCUGGACGGUACCAGCUGCGGCCCCGGCUCCGCGGACCUCUGCGUCGGUGGGCGCUGCCUGAGCGUGGGCUGCGACGGGAUCCUGGGCUCGGGUGCCCAGCCUGACGCCUGCGGGCAGUGCGGCGGCGGCCACCGCGAGUGCCACUUCGUGCACAGGCUCUUCCAGGGCGCGGAGCCCUCCUCCGGUUAUUUUGGGUACAUGAACGUGACCAAGAUCCCGGCUGGGGCCACCCACGUCAAGGUGACAGACAAGAGCCGCAACUACCUCGCGCUGAUGCGGAGCGAUGGCCGCUACGUGCUCAACGGGGACUGGGCCAUCGCCUGGCCAGGGCCCUACCAAGCGGCUGGCACCCAACUGCUCUACACCCGCACCCCCGACGGCACCGAGACCCUGGAGGUGCCCGGGCCCACGGAUGAGGAUCUGCAGCUGAUGGUCCUGCUGCAGGAACCCAACCCUGGCAUCGAGUACCAGUUCUGGCUGCCCCGCGGGCACACCCAGCGCGGCCGUGCCAGCGCCAGCCCCCUGCGGCAGCCCCAGCCCCGGGGGGCCGGCAGCCCCCCGCCCCCGGAGCCUCCGGUUACCCCAGCCCCGCUGCCGCCGCCGCGGGCUGAGGGCAUCGCCACGGAGCCGCCGCCCAGAAGCCCUCCUGGCCAGAGCGGGGCCAGGGCUGCCGCAGGGCGCUGCGGGCGGUGCCGCCCAGCCAAGGGACGCUCCCAGCGCAUCUGGCACUUCUGCCACAGCGACUUCGGUGGGUGCCAGGGCUGGGAAGGGGGCAUGGAUGGACACCAGGGCACGUACCCAGCUCAGGCUGGCUCCCACCCUCUCCCCUUUAGUCUUCCAGGGCAGGAUCCUGGCACGGCGCUCGGUGGGGCAGGAGACUCGUUACGAGGUGGAGGUGAAAACUCGGUACCGGCAGCGCUCCCCGCUGGUGGCCAGGGAGUACCUGUGGGUGCCCAACACCUGCGGCUGCCCCCCGCUCCGGGAGGGGGGCGAGUACCUGCUGAUGGCCUGGCGCCACGUCAACCACGAGCAGACCCUCAACCGCGUCCUGCUGCGCCCCGACGGCUACGCCCGGCCCUGGACGCCCCGCGAGGAGCGGCUGGUACGGGAGGCGGCACGCAGCUGCCCCCAGCCCCAGCCGCCCUGAGCCCCCUCCCCUGCAGAAGGAGCAGACAGCAGGACCCCCCCCCCGGACACACACACGCCCCCCCCACCCCACGCCAAAGGAGAAUUUAGGGGGCUGGGAAUGCUUCAGCCGCGCACGGAGGGUGUGGAGGGGUCAGCACCCACCAAGCGAGCCCUCCCCCCACGUAUCCUGCCCUGUGCCCCACGCUGGGCAUCUUCGCUGCCCUUGGGGGGCGCUGGGGGGGGGCUGGAGAAAAGUGUUAAUUUAUUUUUCUGCAGAGAAUAAAAGCUGCUUCCCCUCCC